CGCUAAACCAAUAUAAAUUGAACAUAAGCUUCAGUCAUACAUUCAUUUAUUCUAUAGUUUAUGGUUUUGCAUUGGUUCAUUCGGUCGGUGAUUUUAGCUUCGGCCAUUUUGAAUUUGACCGUCUCGCUAAGCUCACGGUUCAACAAUGGCGGACGCAGCUCCUGCCGGUGGACGUGGCGGUUUUCGCGGUGGCUUUGGAUCUCGUGGCGGUGACAGAGGCCGUGGGGGUCCACGUGGACGCGGCCGUGGUCGCGGUAGAGGUCGCGGACGCGGAAAGGAAGACCAGAAGGAAUGGGUGCCUGUAACCAAGCUGGGUCGCCUCGUGCGCGAAGGAAAGAUAGACAAACUCGAGAGCAUCUACCUGUUCUCUUUGCCCAUAAAAGAGUUCGAAAUCAUCGACUUCUUCCUUGGCGCAUCUUUGAAUGACGAAGUACUGAAAAUUAUGCCAGUACAGAAGCAAACCCGGGCCGGUCAGCGUACCCGUUUCAAGGCAUUUGUGGCUAUUGGAGACAACAAUGGACACAUUGGCCUUGGUGUCAAAUGCAGCAAGGAAGUCGCGACUGCCAUUAGAGGCGCCAUCAUCUUGGCCAAGCUAUCAGUACUCCCUGUCCGUAGAGGCUACUGGGGUAACAAGAUCGGCAAACCGCACACUGUACCAUGCAAGGUCACUGGCAAGUGUGGUUCUGUAACAGUACGGUUGAUCCCAGCUCCCCGUGGUACUGGUAUUGUGUCGGCCCCAGUUCCUAAGAAGCUGCUUCAGAUGGCUGGAGUACAGGAUUGUUAUACAUCUGCUCGCGGUUCCACUGGCACUCUUGGAAACUUUGCUAAGGCUACAUAUGCGGCCAUUGCUAAGACAUACGCCUACCUUACUCCUGAUCUGUGGAGGGACAUCCCACUGACCAAGUCACCAUACUCUGAAUUCAAAGUCUAAAUAUUGAUUAAAUGUCUUGAACAAAA
Messenger RNA from Maniola jurtina (meadow brown), 957 nucleotides. It is a transcript of the gene RpS2, whose product is annotated as 40S ribosomal protein S2. Gene Ontology annotation, cellular component: cytosolic small ribosomal subunit; ribosome. Gene Ontology annotation, molecular function: RNA binding; structural constituent of ribosome. Gene Ontology annotation, biological process: translation. The coding region runs from base 146 to 931 and encodes 261 amino acids. The record is from RefSeq and is a predicted model, not a curated record. The transcript has 3 exons. Lineage: Eukaryota; Metazoa; Arthropoda; Insecta; Lepidoptera; Nymphalidae.